AUGCCACCAAGAUCCUGGGCCCAGAUUGUCGGCAGCGGCGCUGGUAUGAAACCCAGCCCGCUGCGACAAGAUAUCACAAUCAACAUGUCUGAGUUCCCAUCUACCUUGAGUACAGUGCCCGUCACAUCUUCGGCAACCCUUGCCAUUGCCCAUGGCACCUGGGCUGAUGUGGCAGCACGCCCAGAUUCUGAAGUCUCCGCUUCUUUGGCCUCCAGCGAGACUGACUUGAAGACUGAGAGUGGUGUUGUUGGAGUUGGUCUCACAACUUCUCCCAAAAGCGAGACUUCUUCCUCCUCCUCCUCCAACAACACCACCGCCUCCUCGGGCCCCUCAAUAUCCUCCACUGUUGCUGCCAACACAACCACCAGAGCUCCUAUAAGCAACAUCGACAUGGUCAGCAAGAAGCGCCAGGCUGCGCAGGCCAGCAAGGCCAAGGCUAGGAGGUCGAUGAAGCAAGCCGUCGAUAGAGCCAUCGGCGUUCCUGCCAUUGUCGAGCCCCCCUCGCCGUCCGCAGGCAAGAAGAAGAGGGAGAAGAAGGUCAAGGAGGACAAGGGCAAGGGAAUCGCGGCCGACUCUUCCGAGGAGGAGGAUUUCGACGGCUUUUUCCCAGACGACGCCACCACCGCCGAGGAGAAGGCCGCUGCUGCUGCCGCCGCGGCCAAGAAGAGAGAGGAGAAUCUUGCCAAGGCCAAGCGGGCUUUCGAGGCUCUCGAGAGAGAUCGCCGCCGCCAGCUGUUCGAGUCCAGCGAUGGUUUCGAUGUCACCCUCAUCUUCGGCAAGGACAAGACGUGCUCCCUGGCUCAUCGAGAGAUCUUGAUCGCAGAGUCGACUUGGUUUGCUGAGCACCUUCCUCCUGCUGACGAGGACGGCCAGACGACUCUGUUCAUGGAAGGCUGUUCGGCCCCGAUGGUUGGUCCUGUUUUGUCCUUCCUCUACACCGGUGUCCUUCCUGGCAUGACCUUCGACCCGGCUCGCAAGUGGGACCUGCGUUUCGUCGUCUUCAACGUGACCAACUACCGCACCUCCGCCAAGCUCGAGAUCAAGAGCGGCCUGGACCACUUCCUCGGCAACAUCAAGGCAGCCGUCGACUACUACGGUCCCCUCCUGGGCGGCCAGUUCUACCACUACAAGUUCUACAAGAAGGGCUCCAUGGAGAGCCUCGAGAUCCCCCUGCGCAUGUGCUACAUCAACAUGUACGAGGAGGAGGAGAAGCCCGCCGAGAUGCGCGAGCUGAAGCUGCAGGUCGCCCGGCUGUUCAUGGUGGUGAUGCCCUUCGUCCUCCGCCAGCCGUCGUUCAAGGGCCCGAUCAAGCAGUACUGGACGUCUCUGAACUUCCCGUGGCGCGAGGACAUGAAGGGUUUCUACGAGGAAGGCCUUCUCAACGAGUACGCCCAGAUGUUCGACCGCAACGGCGACUGGAUCGACGAGGAGGACCCCGAGAGCGAGCCUCUGCCGGAGUGGCCCGCUGUCCCUGGACCCUCUUCUGCUGCGCCCUCUCACUACGCUGCGUCCAUCGACGAGAUGACCCAGAAGAUGAGAGAUGCCGGCAUUGCCAACUUUUGA
Messenger RNA from Colletotrichum karsti, 1563 nucleotides. RefSeq lists its product as uncharacterized. The record is from RefSeq and is a predicted model, not a curated record. NCBI's taxonomy places the organism in Eukaryota, Fungi, Ascomycota, Sordariomycetes, Glomerellales, Glomerellaceae. The transcript is spliced from 4 exons. Gene Ontology annotation, molecular function: protein binding. Bases 1 to 1563 code for a protein of 520 amino acids.